ACGGGCGCUGAAGCUUUUUUAAUUAAUUUUUCGUAUUUAAACCUAAAAUUAAUGCAUAAAUCGUAGUUAAAAGUAGAGAAUAGUUGGUCAAAUUUGUGACGAAGUAUUGAUUUCGCAUGAAAAUCAAAGAAAAUUGAUAAAUUCCGAUAGUCUUGACAUUGUGUACAAUCUCGCCAAUACAAGAACGUUCAUGGAGUCACAAGUCCUCCUGCCUUUCCAGCGGUAAAAUAGUUACAAUUUUGAAUUUAAAAAACGAAAACUGAUAAAAACAUCGAAAAUGAAGCACAGAAACACAGACGAUAGCGAAAACGUUCCCCGAAAACGCCAAAGAACCAUCGAAGAUGCCGUACUUUGUGUCUUUUGCAACGUUUACGUGAAUCUCGCAGCGCACAUGAUGGAAUGUGACGCUUACCAAAAGGCACUUGAGGAGUACCAAGUAUUAACAAAGUCAAAAGCGGUCCACGGAGCGGCAAUUGACAAAGCGCUGCAAUGUCGCGUUAUGCUAAAACGUAAUUGCGAGACUCACCACGAACGCAGGAGACUCGUGAAAGAAUAUUUGGCACAAAGUAGACCAAAAUAUAUCAGUAUACCGAUUAGAUGUACGUUGCCCGCAUGCAGUCCGGAGCAAAAAGUUUGUGGCAUUCGCGGAAUCGAGCCAUUUGAGAAUCGAAUCACGGUUAAAAUCACAGAUGAGAAACGUCCUUUGGCUCAAGGGUCACGAUUGCAACAAGAUAUUCUGCGGCUUGCUUCAAAUUUCUUGGGCGGACCUUCUAGAAAGCCUCGCGAACGAAAAAUCCCUCCCUUAGUUGAAAUUGCGAAGGUAUCGAGGCCAAACACGAUCACACCUGUUGCGUCAGCCGAGAACGAAUCUCCGAAUAUUUCGAAAAAAGUUGUAGAAAAAUAUAUUGAACCAGCUCCAAAAGUUGUAAAAACAUCAAAAGUACCUUCAACGACAGCUCCUUUGAAGGAAAUUGUCCCAAUAGAACAAACAAAUGCUUCGACAAGUGCCUUAGUCCCAGUGAAUUCUUCAAAUCAACACGUAAAUGUCCUGCAGCUCAAUCAAGGACCCGUUACCGCAUCGCGAGUCAUCACGGAUACAAUUCAAAUCACAAUUUCGUACACCGCGCCAUCGUCAUCGCCGCCACUAAAUACUCUCCCAUACACGCCGAUUGCUCAAAUUACGGUGCCAACUGUUUCUAAUACGCUUCCACGUAGUAUGCCGAUGCUUCAUUCGCCGAUCCAAGCACAACCAGCGACUUUGGUGCAAAACACGAUGAUACCGGCCGUUGUUACGAUGCCUGUAACGCAACAAAUUCCACAACAAGUUGCCGUAAAUACUCAAUCUUCUUAUAUUGGCACCGUAAGUCAAUAUCCUCCAGCCAUUAUUCAAAAGCAACAACAACAACAACUAAUUCCGCAGCAGAAUCAAAUUCAGCAACCUAAUAACCGAGUUGUACAAGCCAGGGCAACAUAUGUUCCGCAAGCGAUAAUGAAUAAACCGUCAAAUCAAAAUCAAAUGAAUCAAAAUUACCAGCAAAAUGUUCAAUAUCAGACGCAAAAUCAGCAGCAAUAUCAAGCCCAAUAUCAACAGCCAGUGCAACAACAACAAAAUUAUUAUCGAAAUAUUCAAGAGGAGUUGAUUAACGACACGAUUCAAUCGAGUUUGAGUUCCCCAAAUUUGGCUAGACCGACAAAUGUGAAUAUGCAGCAGCAGCAACAGCAAAGACAGUAUCAACCGCAAAUGAUGGUAACUACGCAGCAAAGACAAGCGAUUUAUUCGCAACAGCAACAACAGCAGCCAAAUAUUCAGCAAGUUCAGCAACGGCGAAUGUCCCAACAGCAGCAAAUGGUUCAGAACCAACCAAGACAAAUGGCUUAUCCUCAACAACAGCAGCAGCAACAACAACAACAACAACAGCAGCAGCGACAAAAUUGGUCUUGGACUUAUAAUGCCCCAAAUCGUCCUCCGGUUAUCGUACAAAAAAGUGGCAACGUCAUGCCAAUGAUGAUUCUGAAGCAACAAAACACUCAAGCGCCAUCCAAUCGACAAAGCCCGAAUGAAAAUUACCAAAAUCUCCCAAACCAACAAAUCAAUGGUCAAUUCAACAUUCCAACAAAUAAUGCUCAAAUGACGCCAAAUAACGUAAACGUCCAACAAAACUCAAUUCAAAGAAAUCUCCUGCAAAAUCCUCAAUCGAAUACUGUCACAAAUGUGCCCGGCCUACUGCGAGUCAGAGACAUACAGGAACUCAACGCUUCAGUUACGAUGCCAAACGAUUUUCCGCUAAGCUACGAGCCAUCCAGUCAAAACAGCAUCCCACCCAGUCCGCCAUCCACGCCUUGCUUAGAAGACAAAUACCAAAUCAAAGUCAAUCGAAACGUUUUGGACGAACUCCAAGUGGGAUUGUUCCCCAAACAAUAUCCGGACACGUUCAUCAAGAUCGAAGAAACGACAGGCGAAGAACGAGAAUUCGCCAAAAGGUGUUUGUUAGAUCCUAGCUUUGUAAAUGGUAUUCGUAAGCAAUUUCGAUCUGAAGAAUGUGUAAGUCAAUUUAAGAACCAAAUAACGAAAUUAUUCGGUAGUGAAAUUCCCCAGCAAUAUUACCAUUUAUGGAGAUGCUAAUGAUUUUUUAUUGAUUAAAAAAUUAAUAAAGAAAUUGUGAAAGUAAUUCUGAAAUGUAGAUCUGAUAUUUAAAAAAUAAAUAAAAAAUAGGAAAAUGUUUAAUGUAAAUUCUUAAAUCAAAAUA
This is a messenger RNA of Culicoides brevitarsis, 2747 nucleotides long. Its product is annotated as transcription factor SPT20 homolog. NCBI's taxonomy places the organism in Eukaryota, Metazoa, Arthropoda, Insecta, Diptera, Ceratopogonidae. The record is from RefSeq and is a predicted model, not a curated record. The transcript is spliced from 5 exons. The coding region runs from base 278 to 2623 and encodes 781 amino acids.